Tremella mesenterica DSM 1558 is the source of this 930-nucleotide messenger RNA. RefSeq lists its product as uncharacterized. Gene Ontology annotation, molecular function: protein binding. Gene Ontology annotation, biological process: proteasome-mediated ubiquitin-dependent protein catabolic process. Gene Ontology annotation, cellular component: cytoplasm; nucleus. The record is from RefSeq and is a predicted model, not a curated record. The transcript is spliced from 4 exons. Lineage: Eukaryota; Fungi; Basidiomycota; Tremellomycetes; Tremellales; Tremellaceae. Bases 59 to 847 code for a protein of 262 amino acids.
CUUUUCAUGUGACCGAUGGGUCACUUGGUCUGCCCUCAAAUCUAUAAACUUUAAAGAAAUGGCCAGUAGACCCACUGCCCGUCGCACACCUCCCCCAAGUAUCGGACAAGAUAAAUGGGAUGCAGAACUCGCCAGAACUGACAUCUCGAAAAAUGAUCUGAACGCAUUGAUAUAUGACUACCUCGUCAUUGAAGGAUUCUCCGACGCUGCUGUUGAAUUCGCUCGGGAAACCGGCCUUCCUUCUGAAGUCGACGAAGCGAGCAUUCGUGAGCGGAUGGAAAUACGCGAGGCUGUGGAGGAAGGUCGUGUAGAAGAGGCCGUCAAAAGGGUGAACGAGUUGGAUCCAGAGAUAUUGGACAACAACCCUCCCCUUCUUUUCCACCUUCACCUACUCCGUCUCAUCGAGUACAUACGAGAGGAACAGAUUGAUAAAGCGCUCGAGUUCGCCACGCAAGAACUCGCACCUCGCGGCGCACAACAUCCAGAAUUUCUGGAUGAUCUAGAACGUACCAUGGCUCUCCUCGCUUUCCCCGAUUUGGCCAAGUACGCCGACGACGCCACAUCAUCUUCCCAGCCCCCUCCUCCCCCUGAAACCUUGGCGUUAUUCCAGGAUCCCGCUUUCACACCCAUCAUCCAACUCAUGCGACGGAGUCAGAGAGUUAAAAUUGCCAAAGAAUUGAACGCGGCCAUACUGGAGAGUAAUGGACAAGGUAUGGAAACCAAGUUGAGCGGACUGGUAAGACUCAUGGCUUGGGGAGAGGAAAAGUUGGAGACGAGUGGGAUGGCUUUACCUAAUAUUGAAAAGUAUCGAGGGAGGAAAUGGGCGGAAGCCGUGUUGUCCGAAUGAUUGGUUGGACCUUAGGGAUCAGGUGAAAUGACGUUGUAUUGUUGUAGUAAGUACUGAUAUGUGCAUGGUAUACUCUUGAAAUG